This is a messenger RNA of Ctenopharyngodon idella (grass carp), 6628 nucleotides long. Its product is annotated as plexin-C1-like. The transcript is spliced from 27 exons. Gene Ontology annotation, biological process: regulation of cell shape; semaphorin-plexin signaling pathway involved in axon guidance; regulation of cell migration. Bases 799 to 4977 code for a protein of 1392 amino acids. Gene Ontology annotation, cellular component: semaphorin receptor complex. The record is from RefSeq and is a predicted model, not a curated record. NCBI's taxonomy places the organism in Eukaryota, Metazoa, Chordata, Actinopteri, Cypriniformes, Xenocyprididae. Gene Ontology annotation, molecular function: semaphorin receptor activity; protein binding.
AAUUGCGACUUUUUAUCUCAGAAUUCAUACUUUUUUUCUCGCAAUUGCCAGUUUAUCUCACAAUUCUGACAUAACUCGCAAUUACGACUUUAUAUCACGCAAUUCUGAGAAAAAAAAUUAAAAGAGUUAUAGGCUAUCGAAAUUGUGAGGGUAAAAGUCAGAAUUGUGAGAUCAAAAAUCGCAAUUAUCUUUUUUUUAAUUUUUAAUUAAAUAUUAUUAUUAUUAUUAUUAUUUAAUCCGUGGCGGAAACAAGCUGCUAUAGGCCUAUUUCUGUAGGCUACCAGUUACGCUUUUUUUCAUGGUUUGCGAAGCACAUUAUUUUUUUUGUUUUUGAGGCUAUUGUUUAGAUAUUUGUUUCAUAUUUAUUUAUAGAUAAUUACAUUAGGGCACUGAGAAAAUUGUUAUAAAACACACGAACAUUGCCUAAAUAGUUGCAUUAUAAACUUGAAAAAUCUAAUUCUUCUUUACUUUAUUGGUUAAUUUAUAAAACGUUUAGGCAAUUGUUACAUUUUAAAUAGCCUACGUAGUGGAAUGUAAAAUACAACUAAACUUACACAGAGGUAAACCUUAGAAUACUUUGAGUCAAAGUUUUACACAGUAGCCUAGCUACUCACAGCACACAACAAAAGUUUCUCUACCCGCCUUUACAUUUUUAGACCGCCGCGACCCCGCCCUCAUCUCACAGCACUGCUUUCACUUCCAUCCACUUCACCCCAUGAGCGCAUCUUGAGAGCAGCUGACGCUGUGACAAGAUCUCAACAAUUUACAGUAUCCAACAGUUGCAUUCAGAUAUUUAAGAUGAGAGGAUACUUACUUGGAAUACUUGUACUUUUGAAACAUUGCUUUUGCGGUGAUGUGGUGAACUUUGAUGGAGACAUCAAGGACUUUGUAGUUGGUAAAAGUAAGUUGUUCGUUCUUACUGACCAUCAACUACAUCAGAUGAGACUCGAUCUUUCUGAGGAGAAGAGGAAGGACAUCACUAACACUGAUCAAAAUAGAGUCAACAUUCUGGUGCCUUUUGACGACAACGACACCCUGAUAACCUGUGGGACCUUUACAAAUGGAUAUUGUGAAGUUCUUGACCUCAAUGACAUUACAAAGAGCAUUUACUAUGAAAGUGGUAUACCAAUAGGACCGAAACAGAAUGAGAAAUCUGUUGCGUUCAUAGCAGGUCCAAGUACCGGUAGGUACCUUUUGGUUGGGAAAAAGGACGAUGAUGAAAAAAAGGAUGAUGGGAAAAAGGACGAUGAUGAAAAAGCUCCGUAUCCUGUUGUUAUCUUGUGGAACACUUUACAGUCUCAAUAUGGUGGGAUUUUCUCUGACAUAGAGUAUUCAAUAACCCCCUCCAUUCAGAGCACCGCUAGAGAUGUGGAGUUUGUUGACGGAUUCCAGAGAGUUUCGCCCUCAGAGUCGUACUUGUUUCUCAACGCAAAGACUGACUCAGAGAGUAAAGUGCACGUCCUGUGGAUGAACAGCUCUAAAAGAAAAAAGACAGAAAUCUUCAGAUCCCUACAGGCUGCAACGAUACAGUGCUGCAAUGAUAAAGCUCGUCCAGUGCUCGUCGCCUCCACCGUUAUUCCCUCAGUGAACGGCGUUAUUUGGGCAGGUGUGUUCAGUGCGCAGAAUCAGCAGGAUCCGGAGAACACCGCGCUGGCUCUGUACGACAUCAGUACAGUUAAAGGCCGAGUGAAGGGUUUCUGCACUGUUGGUGAACUGCCAUGUGGUUCUGAGAGUGUUAGUGCACUUCAGCCGCUCUCUGUGGUGUUCAAGUACAGCUCAAUGUCAUCAGUGGCAGCAGUUAGAAAUGGAUCCUGGAUUGUGAUGUUCAUAGGAACCAGUGAUGGACAACUGAUAAAGCUGAUCUUGGAUGAGAAAUUCACACCAGGUUGUUCAACAGUGCUGUACAAAUCUGAUGAUGAACGAGAAGUGCUUCCCAGAAUGCACUUUGAUCCAGUAGAUUUCAAACAUAUCUACAUUGCUCUGAAUAAACAGCUCAGAAGAGUGUCUGUGGUUCAAUGUGUUAAAUUUAGCACUCUGAAAGACUGCAGAGCUGCUCUGGAUCCUCUCUGUGGCUGGUGUGUGGAUGCACAAAGAUGUUCUACUCAAGAUGAAUGCCCAAAUACUUCAUGGGUGUCCAUCCCAAAAAACUCUCUUCAGACGCAGCUGCUUUCCUUUCAGAUGAUAGAGAAUUCUUCUAGAAAGAUUACUCUACAUCUUGCCUCAAGUCUGGAGAGCACAGGAAAUCCCAUCUUCUCAUGUUCCUUCACCACAGGAAGUGUGAACCUGUGUGACGGGUCUGACCUGACUGCAGUUUUCCCAAACUGCUCCUGUAGUUUUUCUGACCAGCUACUAUAUACUGGAGGUUUAACAGUCUCUGCUACAGUUACUAUUGAGGAUCAGAAGAUCACAGAGACGCUGACACUGAGGAACUGCUCCAGUAUCACAGAUAAUUCACCAAUUGCUUCUUAUACACAGUGUGUGCAGUGCAUCUCAUCUGGGUGUCAGUGGUCCUCUUCCUCCCAGCGUUGUGAUUGGACACAUGGACCUGGACUGCAGUUACACAUUCAGAAACCUAAUGAUGCAUGUAAAGAUGUACUCUCUCAGAGUGUCUACAAAGAGCCAGAGAUUUUCUCUCUGGAGCCCAACAAGGUUUCCUUCCAUGGCAGAAACAACGUUUUACUAAGAGGAAAGAAUCUGGAAUCUGUCACUAAAAUCCGUAUUCAAGGGGAUCUGGACUGUAUUCCUAAAGAAUCUCCAGUGUUUGAUCGCUCCAGUGACACUUUAAGGUUCCACAUUCCUCCCAGUGGAUCUAAAGGAACAGUGAAAGUGUGUGUUGUUACUCCUGACGACAGUUGUCAUGGUAACAGCAUCAUCACUUACAGUUCCCAGCCCAGCUGCACAGGAAUACAGCCCACAGUCAGCUGGAGAAGAGGCGGAAGAAAGAUUCAUGUUCAAGGGAGUAAUAUGGAAUUUGUGGAAUCAGUUACUUUCGAUAAUUAUGAUCAACGACUCCAAACACAAUACAACCCAAGAUCAGGGGACGUGUGGUUUCACUCACCACAUAAUUAUGGACAUAGGAUUGGUUUCAAGUUGAAUUUUGGAAACUCCACUGUGGACUGUGAACAUUUGUCCUACGAGUCUAAUCCAAUAUUCACUGCAUUCACCACCAUACAGGUGGCCAGUGAUCUACAGGUGAACAUUAAGAGUGGUAGUGCACUUCAGCCGCUCUCUGUGGUGUUCAAGUACAGCUCAAUGUCAUCAGUGGCAGCAGUUAGAAAUGGAUCCUGGAUUGUGAUGUUCAUAGGAACCAGUGAUGGACAACUAAUAAAGCUUAUGUUGGAUGAGAAAUUCACACCAGGCUGUCCAAUAGUGCUGUACAAAUCUGAUGAUGAACGAGCAGUGCUUCCCAGAAUGCACUUUGAUCCAGUAGAUUUCAAACAUAUCUACACUGCUUUGAGGAAACAGCUCAGAAGAGUGUCUGUGGUUCAGUGUGUUAAAUACAGCUCUCUGAAAGACUGCAGAGCUGCUCUGGAUCCUCUCUGCGGCUGGUGUGUGAAAACACAGAGAUGCUCCACCCAAGAUGAAUGUUCAGAAUCUUCAUGGAUGUCCACCCCAAAAGACUCUCUUCAGGAACCUCUGGUUUCUUUUCAGGCUUGGGCUGACGAAUCUUCCAGAAAGAUUACUCUACAUCUUGCCUUGAGUCUGGAGAGCACAGGAAAUCCCGUCUUCUCAUGUUCCUUCACCACAGGAAGUGUGAACCUGUGUGACGGGUCUGAUCUGACUGCAGUUUUCCCAAACUGCCACUGUAGUUUUUCUGACCAGCUACUACAUACUGGAGAUUUAAAAGUCUCAGCUAUAGUUGCUGUUGAGGAUCAGAAGAUCACAGAGACGCUGACACUGAGAAACUGCUUGAAUAUCACAGAUAAUUCACCAAAUCCUUCAUAUACACAGUGUGUGCAGUGUAUCUCAUCUGGGUGUCAGUGGUCCUCUUCCUCCCUGCGUUGUGAUUGGACACAUGGACCUGGACCACAGUUACACAUACAGGAUUCAUGUAAAGAUCUGCUCUCUGAAAUGGACUAUACAGAGCCAGAGAUUCUCUCUCUGGAGCCCAACAAGGUUUCUUUCCAUGGCAGAAACAACGUUUUACUAAGAGGAAAGAACCUGGAAUCUGUCACUAAAAUCCGUAUUCAGGGGGAUCUGGACUGUAUUCCUAAAGAAUCUCCAGUGUUUAAUCGCUCCAGUGACACUUUAAGGUUCCACAUUCCUCCCAGUGGAUCUAAAGGAACAGUGAAAGUGUGUGUUGUUACUCCUGACGACAGUUGUCAUGGUAACAACAUCAUCACUUACAGUUCCCAGCCCAGCUGCACAGGAAUACAGCCCACAGUCAGCUGGAGAAGAGGUGGAAGGAAGAUUCAUGUUCAGGGGAUCAAUAUGGAAUUUGUGGAAUCAGUUAUUUUUGAUAAUUAUGAUCAACGACUCCAAACACAAUACAACCCAAGAUCAGGGGACGUGUGGUUUCACUCACCUGAUUAUUAUAAAAUUGGUAGCGGUUCAUUUAAGUUGAAUGUUGGAAACUCCACUGUGGACUGUGAGCAUUUGUCCUACGAGUAUGAUCCAGAAUUCAUUGCAUUCACCACUGUACAGGUGGCCAGUGAUCUACAGGUGAACAUUCAGAAAAAGGCAGAUUUAUUGAAUUUAAGUAUGAGUGAGGUGAAUGUGACGGGUUAUCAGGGAGAUCAGCAGUAUCAGUGUGUUUUGGAGAAGAUUGAGUCCAAUGCCAUCAUCUGUAGGAUUGAAGGAGAAUCAGGAGCCGUCACAGCAGUGGACAUGCUCAAUAUCAGCCAUGAUGAUUAUUAUUAUGUUCUCAGGACGAGACAACAUCCAACGUAUUUGGUGUUUUUUUCUAUAGUAUUUUCUUUAAUAUGCUUAUUCUUUAUUCUUAUCUUUUGCAUUUUGUUAUUCAUUUUUCGGGUGUAACCUAACAUCCAAUCUGUUUUUUUUUUUUUUAUUUAAUGGCCACUGCAAUUCAAAAGAAUUUUCAAGAGAAUACAUUUUGAUAUACACAUUGGAAAUGAAAGAUAAACACAUUUUCCACCAUGUCUUAAUUUCAAAUUGUAAACUGGUGUGCUGUUAACUGACCUGCCAAUAUAUAGCCUAGAUUUUAUGAUAUAAUCAGCCUUCAUGGAUUCCAAAAGAGAACCGAACUGGUGCGAGGAAGAAACGCUACUGCUUGCUGAAUUAGUCAAACAAGUUUAGCCCAACAUUAACCAGCGCUGCUGACAAAGAUGAUGCCUGCUCUGUCCAAAGGAUAUAGUUUGAUUAACUGCUCGCCAUCAAACAUUUCAAACCUUCUUGCUCCCCUGAAAGAUUUGCGCAUGUCUCUGUCUCCUCAGUGCCAUCACAAGCCCCUACUGGCAACUCCUAACCACUUGAGAGACCUCUCGAGCUGUCUUAAAUAACUGGGAGAGUAAGAGUGAUUCUUAGCUUUAAGAAAUUUGAUAACUUACAUUUAUACUUAAGUUUGAAAGUAGGAGUAAAUUUCAUGAAUUUUCAGCACUUAAGACUAAAAUGGCACUUUGAGAAAUUUGAUAAAUACGGGCCCUGAUCUUGUCAGAUCCAUACUGUGGAUGUGUCCUCCAGACAGCAGGUGGCGCUUUAUACUCGCUUAUUAUAAUACACCAUAAAAACAGUCAUUUCAAAGUUAGAGGACAAGUCUGCUAUUUAGUACUGUAGUACAAUUAUUUUGUAGUGUAUCUUUUUCAUUGUAUACCUACACAAUUCCAUUGUUCUGUUAUUAAUCUUUUUAAUGUUCGAUGUAAUCAGUAUACUGCAAAACACAGUAUAAUUACAAAUAAACAUAUUAUGAUGCUAAUUUCAGUUAUUACUAUUUAUAUGACUAAUCUCAGCUAUUAAUUGCAAUAUAAAUAUACCUUAUUUCUCAAUAUUGAAUAAUGCAUACAGAAAUGUAUGCCAAAAUAAAUCACUGCCUACAUCUUCAAACAUUUGGGAAACAAGUGGAAAGAUUCCUACUAAGAGGUAAUAAAAACACAAAAUGAGGGGUGAAACGGAGAAAAACACCAAAACUCAAUAUUUGCUCUAAAUUUAACAAUGCCACAUGGUUCAUUUGAUGUUAGACGUAGUUUCUCUAUAGAGUCACUUCAGUAACGAAGCAAGUGGCCGUAUUUAUGAAUGGGUCAUUGAAUCAAUGACUCUCAUGAUUCAUUCAAAGCCACAAAUUUGUUCACGAAACACCGCUGUGUGUUGCUUGGAGACCAAAGACUUUAUAUACAGUCUUAAUGGGACUUUGUUGGAGGCGAACAACAGUUCUGCUGUGGCAUUCGUUUUAACUAAUAUUUCAUUGCAAAAUAGCGCAAAUAAUACUGACAGGACUGUGUUUAAAAUGUACAUCACUUAAUAUUACCCUUCUAUUUGUUGAACUGUUGUAUAAAAUCAAUGGUACACAGGGUAUGUUGUUGUAUUGAAGAGAGUUUGAGAUUUAAAUUGAUCUCAAUGCAUAGUCUGUCUAUAUGCUAUUUGUUCUUCACGCUAGUAAAUGCUACAUCCCCACUUUUACUUUGUCGAAAACUACAGUAAUGUGAGGGGUGUACUCACUUCUGUGUAUCUCACA